This is a messenger RNA of Python bivittatus (Burmese python), 945 nucleotides long. RefSeq names its product vestigial like family member 2 (gene VGLL2). The record is from RefSeq and is a predicted model, not a curated record. Gene Ontology annotation, cellular component: nucleus. NCBI's taxonomy places the organism in Eukaryota, Metazoa, Chordata, Lepidosauria, Squamata, Pythonidae. Gene Ontology annotation, biological process: regulation of DNA-templated transcription.
AUGAGCUGUCUGGAUGUUAUGUACCAAGUCUACGGUCCUCCCCAGCCUUACUUCGCAGCAGCCUACAGUCCUUACCACCAGAAAUUAGCCUUUUACUCGAAGAUGCAGGAAGCCACCGAGAGCGCCAGCACCAGUGGUGGUAGCAGCUCCUCCUCCUUCUCCAACCACGCUGCCCCGGCCAGCAUCAAGGAGGAGGAGUGCAGCCCGGAGAAAGAGCGCCCCCCCGAGGCCGAGUACAUCAACGCCAGGUGCGUCUUGUUCACCUAUUUCCAAGGGGACAUCAGCGCCGUGGUGGACGAGCACUUCAGCCGAGCCCUCAGCCAGCCCAGCAGCUACUCGCCCAGCAGCGCCGGCGUCAAGGCCGCUGCAAGGAGCUCCGCUGCUUGGAGAGAGGGAUCUUUUCCUAUGAGCCAGCGUAGCUUCCCACCCUCUUUCUGGAACAGCACGUACCAACCUUCUUCUGUGCCUGCCUCUUUGGGCAGCCCGCUGGCAGCUACUGCCCACAGUGAACUGCCCUUUGCUACAGCGGACCCUUAUUCUCCAGGCUCGCUGCACAGCCACCUUCAUCAGGGGGGCCCUGAACCUUGGCACCCAGCCCACCAUCACCAUCAUCACCACCACCACCACCCAUACAUUGGUACACAGAGCUCUGCUUACCCCCGGCCCACCACAGUGCAUGAGGUCUACAGCCCACAUUUUGACCCUCGCUACGGCUCGCUGUUGGUGCCUGCUGCUUCUGUGCGUCCCCACCGCCUCACUCCUGCCUCAGUGCCCACGCCAGUCAGCCCUCAGUGUGAGCUAGGCAAGAGUGAGCCUGCCACAUCGUCAUGGACAACACCAGCUCCUUUUGCUGGUCCUGCAGGAGAGAUGGCACAGAGCUUAGGGCUGAAUGUGGAGACAGGUUUGCAGCCUCAAGAUAAAAGCAAGGAUCUCUACUGGUUUUAG